Molecule: messenger RNA, 2493 nt
Organism: Notodromas monacha
Lineage: Eukaryota; Metazoa; Arthropoda; Ostracoda; Podocopida; Cyprididae
Source: the annotation of a GenBank genome assembly
AUGGAUUGUACUCCAUUUAUCGAAUUGAUUCCAAACGUGGACCAGAUCAAUAAAGAAAGUAUUCCUCGAAAGCGGAAGUUACCACCAUGGAUGACUGAAGGGUUUAAGAAAAUACGGAAAAUCCACCCAAAAACGAAAAUGCCAGCGAUGGCGUUGAAUGAAUACUUGACGGCACCGUCUAAGAAAAUCGCCCGCCAAGCUGCUUGUGAUAUUGCGUUGAGGCUUAGCAAUGUUCUAACUGAAGAAGCUGCGUCAGAGGUGAUCUGGUUAAAGCAAGAGUCAGAUCCACUACCUGCUGAUACGCAGCUUGAUGACGAGGCGUCAAGAACAAUGGUAAUCGCAGAAAGCAAGAAGGAAAUUACGAAGCCGAACGUCCAGACAGUAGUUGAUUGUAUUUCGAGAAAACUUCUUGACUUGAGCUCCAAGGAACAAGCCGAGGUAGCAGCUAAGAGGAAGAAGGAAUUAGAGCAAGAGCUCAAAAGAUUAACUGGCCCGCUUAACUCAAUGCCUGCCCCUAACCAAGAAGUAAAAAAUGCGAUUCAAAAACAUAUUGAUGAUAUCAAGGCUGAGGAUGGUCCAUUGGUGACCGUCACAACGAUAUUGGAAGUCCUUGAACCAAAUCUAAUGGAGAUUAGUCUCCAUGAAACGGCUAUCAAUGACUCCCAACUGUUGUUGUUUUCAAAACAGCUGAAAGAAGAAUUAAAAAUUAAGAAAUGCAAUUUCGCUGAUGGAAUGGGGAUUAGGCAAGCUCUGGUUGCAAAUGAAUUAAGCCUGGAUCAGAUUACAGAGCCAAGUGCAGACAAAGUUGUGUUCUACAAUGAUAUGUUUGGCAGGAGAGUUCUGACAAAUCUUAUGAAAGAUCUGAAGAGGAUGCGCCAGACUCCUGGGGAGCAGGUGCAGACCUUUGGAGCUAGAGUGAGACGCGCUGGAAAUUUCCUGCUGGGCAAUGCCCCUGGCAAGCUUAAAGUAAUCGGUGGAGAGAAUCAGCCUGCUGCACUUCUCCCUAACCCAUUUUAUAUUAAAGAAUGUUGGGAAUAUAAGGGAAAGCAGGACUUUUUGGAUGGAUUCCUCUUAUCAACCUUUAUGGAUGGUCUUAUUCCCAAAAUCGCCAAUGCCAUAUGCAUCACUUUUGACGAUUUUGAGACUGCACUUCGAUUUGCGAUUUCUGUAGAGGAUAGAGAAAAGGAUUUAGACUCCUCCCGCUCUUCCUCCCUCCAUCAAUUAUAUUCCAAUACGCGCCCCAAAACUCCUCCCUAUGCAUUUGGUGGAAAUGGUGCUGAUAUUUGUUCCGCGACAACUUGUUAUAAUUGUGGUCAAAAGGGCCACUUUCGAAGCAAGUGUUGUGCGCAGAGUAAGGCAUCGUCUAAACCCGUGACGAGAAAGUUUGUGUAUCUGGCCCCUGAGAAAGAUGGUUGCGCGCCAAAAUUCUCUAGUGGCAAUAGAGGCAGCUCCUCUUAUCAUGGAAAUUCGCGCGGCAGGGGUUGCAGACGAGGAGGUGGAAGAAGAGCAGUGAAUUUUGUAGAAGAAGGCAAUGAAUACAAAGGAGUCAAUGAAGAAUAUGAGGAGGAAGAAGAAGACAAACUUCUACCUGAAGGAUAUAUCAAUGAACCUGCCUUGUCAUACUUGGGAAACGAGUAUCAACCGGCACUUCAGCAAACUCAACUGCAAAGCUGCAGUUACAUUCGACCUUUCCAAACCGGGAAUGCAGAUCCCACUACUUUAGAUACUAACGUAGAAAUUGAGGAAAUAGAAGAUUUUGACGAAGUCAAACAAAAGGUUUUUCCCAGUGCGCAACCCAAAAGAUUGUCUCCUCCAUCUGGCAAUCAAGAAAAACCCAUUGAAAAAAUAAAUGAUGACACGGCCAUCCAACCACCAAUGGAGAACAAGACUGAAGAAAUGGAAGCAGAAAUUCAGGACAAACAGCCAGAAGAUGUAACCAAUAAAUCGGCUGCUUUUGAUGUGUCUGCUCCUGAUAUGAUGUUUUAUGGAACACCAACCCAUUCACCUAAUUUGGAAGCAGCAGAAGUCAAAAACAAAUCUUUCGCUUCCACUGAAGAUAUUAAUAAAACUGUUAUAGCUACUCCAAAAUCUAGCAAGACUAAUAAAUCCUUUCUUUCCGAGUUGACUACGGAACUGGGAAAGUUUUUCUCUCCAGGAUCAGGCUCAGACAACAAUGAAACGCCUGAGAUAACCUUGCCAGCAGUCACCGACAGUGUCCUUGCACCACCAGAGUCAUCCAGUACUCCUAGAAGGUCACAGAUGCUGCUGCAUCAGACUCCAGACAGAGGAGCGACCGCUGCAGUUAACCCUGAUGCAUCAAAAUCCAAAAGUCAGAAGAAAAAGGAAAGAAAGAAGGAAGCUAAGAAGAAACAACAAGAAGCAGAACAAAAAGAAAUGGAGAAGAAAGAAAAGGGAAAUGAAACAGAACCAAAUGAGGAGAAAAAAUCGAUCUUGGACUACUGGAAGAUGAAGAAGGCCCAAAAGUUGCUGUGA